Messenger RNA from Triticum turgidum subsp. durum (durum wheat), 507 nucleotides. NCBI's taxonomy places the organism in Eukaryota, Viridiplantae, Streptophyta, Magnoliopsida, Poales, Poaceae. The record is from the annotation of a GenBank genome assembly.
AUGUCUACAAUCAAGGGACAGACAAGGAGGGAGAGGCCUAGGACUCGCCCCCAUGGCCUCACGCAACAGAAGAGGCAGGAAAUAAAGGAAGCAUUUGAUCUUUUCGACACCGAUAACUCUGGAACCAUCGAUGCCAAAGAGUUGAAUGUUGCGAUGAGAGCCUUGGGAUUUGAGAUGACAGAGGAGCAAAUCAAUCAGAUGAUUGCUGAUGUUGACAAAGAUGGCAGUGGAUCGAUAGAUUAUGAGGAGUUUGAGCACAUGAUGACUGCCAAGAUUGGGGAGAGGGACACUAAAGAAGAGCUUACAAAAGCGUUCCGCAUUAUUGACCAAGAUAAAAAUGGGAAGAUUUCAGAUGUUGAUAUUCAGCGCAUUGCCAAAGAGUUGGGUGAAAACUUCACUCUCCAAGAGAUCCAAGAAAUGGUUCAAGAGGCAGAUCAAAAUGGUGACGGCGAGAUAGAUUUUGGCGAGUUUGCGAGGAUGAUGAAGAAGACCAGCUAUGGCUACUAG